AUGGCCGCUGGCAUGGAUCCCCGUCUCCCAGAGGACCUGAAGCACGCAAUCUUCGAGCACGUCGCGAUAACGGAGCCCGAGAUGAUGCCAGCGCUGAUGCUGGUUGCCCGGAGAGUGCAUACCUGGAUCACACCGCUGGUCUUCCGGACCGUGCGCCUGAACAACUGGCCGCACGCGCUCGCCUUCCUCCACGCCGUGCUGCACCGACCGGCCGCGGUCCUGCCGCACGUGCGCCACCUCGCGCUGGAGGGCCGCAGCGCCGGGCCGCUCCUCCCGGCGGACGUCCUGGAGCGCAUCGUCGCGCGCUGCCCCAACCUGCACGCGCUCGGCACGACGCCGCACUACGACAAGCACGCCGCGCUCCUCCCCGCGCUCGCCGCCGGGCCGGGCCGGCUCCGGAACGUCACCACCGUCCUCCGCCACGCGCUGGGAACCGGCGGUGCGGACAGCCUCCUCCCGGCCUUCGCACACGUGACGCACCUGUGUCUGCUCGACGAGAUCACCGAGCAGCCCGCGCGCGCCGCCGUGUGCGCCGCGCUCCCGGGGCUGGCGGCGCUGACGCACGUGCGCCUGACGGCGAUCCAGUACGCGCGCCGGCCGGGCGUUGCGGCGGACCUGCUGCGCGAUCUGGGCGCGGUGCUGCGGCGCGUGCCGGCGCUGCGCGUGCUGCUCGUCACGGGCGUGACCUUUGGGCCUGCGGCGCUGCAGCUGGGGGCCGCCGACGGGGACGCGGACAUCCGGCUCGUGUUCGCCGCGGUGUCCCACGACUACGCGCGCUUCUGGCGCGCGUGGGAGGACACGCUGCGUGGCCGGGUGCCGGAUCUGUGGGCCCGUGCGGAGGAGUUCGUCCAGGCGAAGCGCGAGGGGCGGAUAAAUGCUGCAGAGAUGUGGUUGGCACCAGAGUGA
Mycena indigotica is the source of this 906-nucleotide messenger RNA. RefSeq lists its product as uncharacterized. Lineage: Eukaryota; Fungi; Basidiomycota; Agaricomycetes; Agaricales; Mycenaceae. The transcript has 3 exons. The coding region runs from base 1 to 906 and encodes 301 amino acids. The record is from RefSeq and is a predicted model, not a curated record.